AUGUCCGAAGAUCUCGGCGCUGUAUCGUCGCAGCAACUACAACAAUCUCUCGAAUCCAUAUCGAUACCGACCUCCUCACCUCAAGCUACAUUUACCAAUUGGGCAAAAACGUUUAAAUGUCAACCUCAGAGGGUAUUCGCUCCUACGACGGCAUUGCAGUGUAGACAGAUCAUCGAGUUGGCCAGAAGGGAAGGUGCGAGAGUGCAUCCUGUUGGUGUGGGUCAUUCGCCAUCCGAUUUGGCAUGUACGAAUGGAUGGUUGAUCAGGAUGGAAGGAUUGAAAGGUGUCGUCAAAAUCAAUCACGAAAAACAUUCUGCAACUUUCAUGGCCGGCACUACCCUUCAUCAAGUUCAUUCUUCCCUGGCAACUACAUCACCUCCGUUGGCUCUACCCAACAUCGGAUCGAUAUCCGAUCAAACGAUCGGAGGAUUGAUAUCGACCGCAUCCCACGGAUCAGGUGUUACCUUCCCAGUCUUAUCACAGCAUGUUCGAUCGUUGGUCUUGGUAUUGCCAUUACCUGGUGCACCCGUCGUCAAGGUGUCUCCUAACGACGAUCCCGAUCUGUUCAAAGCUAGUUUAUGUGGAUUAGGCGCAACUGGAUUGAUGUUGGAAGUUGAAAUUGAGGUAGAGGAAGCUUUCAGAUUGAAAGAGACAAAAGAACCUCAGUCGGUCGACGAGGUAUUGGAUAAUCUGGAUGAGAUCAAGAAAAGUGCUGAACACGUUAGAGUAUGGUGGUACCCUGAUGGCAAAGGGAUGAUAGUUGGUAGAGCCAAUAGAACUUAUCAACCUGCUCAACCUACUGCUUCUCUCCUCGCUCACAUCCUCGGCUUCCAUGUUACCCAAUUCUUCCUCUUCGUAUCCCGUAUAUUUCCUUCAUUUACUCCAUUCGUCGGUAGAUGGGCAUGGUGGUUGUCCAAACAGGAAAGUGAAGUAGUGGAUGAUGGGUACAAGAUCUUGAAUUUCGACUGUUUGUUCCCUCAAUACGCUCUCGAAUGGGCUAUCGAUGCAUCCCAAGCUAAACAGUGUUUGAAAGAAAUGCGAGUAUGGCUAGACCAAGAGGCAGCAGAUCAUGAUGGACUACGAGUUCAUUUCCCUAUAGAAAUCCGAUGGUCCGCUCAGGAUGAUAUCUGGUUGAGUCCCAGUUACGGAAGGGAGACAUGCUGGAUUGGUGUCGUUACUUAUCGACCAUACGGUUUAGCAGUCCCAUACCGUAAAUUCCACGAAAAAUUCGCUUCUCUCCUUGCCUCACACGGUGGUAGACCUCACUGGGCCAAACAACAUUCACUUCGACCCAAAGAUCUAGAGGUCAUUUACCCCAAAUUCAACGAUUUCAGAUCGGUACUUCAACGAGUCGAUCCCAAUGCUAUCAUGAGGAGUGAGAAUGUAAGAAGGCAUAUAGAUGGUGAGAAUGUACCUGAUAGAGUGUUCAAGACUAGAUAG
This is a messenger RNA of Kwoniella botswanensis, 1440 nucleotides long. RefSeq lists its product as uncharacterized. NCBI's taxonomy places the organism in Eukaryota, Fungi, Basidiomycota, Tremellomycetes, Tremellales, Cryptococcaceae. The record is from RefSeq and is a predicted model, not a curated record. The coding region runs from base 1 to 1440 and encodes 479 amino acids. The transcript has 5 exons. Gene Ontology annotation, molecular function: FAD binding; D-arabinono-1,4-lactone oxidase activity. Gene Ontology annotation, cellular component: membrane; mitochondrion.